Molecule: messenger RNA, 516 nt
Organism: Trichoderma gamsii
Lineage: Eukaryota; Fungi; Ascomycota; Sordariomycetes; Hypocreales; Hypocreaceae
Exons: 1
Coding region: 1-516 (171 amino acids)
Source: RefSeq, a predicted model, not a curated record
AUGCUCAUUUACUACCUCGCAGGGAACUCGCAAUCACCAAGCUUGGCCAAUUUUGCGGACGCCAGAAAUCAGAUACAGCACGCCCUCCUCUCGCUACCACAAGGUGAUCAGCUAGACGCCACCAUUGUGCCUGGCUUCACUACAAUCUCAACGACUGAAUACGAAUUAAUGCGUAUCAGCCUGCUUCUCUACAGCUUCAUCGUCAUUUUCCCUAUUCCAUUUCGUUUUGGACCGUUCGUUCGGCUGCGAGUGCUGUUACGCGGCGUACUGACGAAACCGGACACGUACCGCCGACUCCCCAAAGCAGUUAUUCUAUGGUCCCUAACCAUUGGUCGUAUUAUUCCAGCACAUGAGGACAAGGACUGGUUUGAGAAAAAGCUCAUUGAAGCUAUGUCAUGGACGAAAGUCAGCAGCGUUGAGGAGCUGAAAGUGAUUCUCAAGUCUAUCAUGUGGCAAGAUGACGUUCUAGAUCCAUUCUUGGGAAAAACUUGGCCGAUUUCCGGGGCAGCAGAGUGA